AUGAUACAGACUCGAUACGACGCCAAAAAGUAUCACGACAAGUAUGGCGGCAAGUACUACGAUGACCACGGCUACGGUGGCAGUCACCACGGCAAGAAGGGCUACAAGGGCGGCAAGUACUAUGACUCGGGCCACGGCCACUACGGUAAAAAGUAUGGCGGCCAUGGACACGGCAACAAAAAGGGAUAUUAUGGAGACCACGGAAACAGCCACCAUGGAUACAAGGGUGGCAGCAAAUACUACGGAGACAAUCACGAUAAGUACCACGGCAACAAGGGCCACAAAUACGGCAACAAGGGCUACUACGACAAGGGACACAAGAAUAACGGCUACAAGAACAUCCACCACAAGGAGGAGUAUCAUGCCAAGAAGAAGUUCUACGAUAACUACCACGACGACGGCUACCACAACAAGUACAACGACCACCACGGCUACUAUGGAGGGCACGACGGCAAGAAGUACCACGGCGGACACUACAAGAAGGGACACUACGACCAGAAGAAGGGCCAUGACGGCUACUACAAGAACGGCCACGACUAUGACAAGUACGGCGGCCACAAAGGGAAGUACGGCCAUGACAGCCACGACGGGUACAAGGGCCACCACGGCAAGUACCACCACGACAAGUACAAGAAUGGCGACCACCACGGCAGCAAGUACGGCGGCGGCUACGGCGGCGGCUACCACUAG
Messenger RNA from Pollicipes pollicipes, 690 nucleotides. Its product is annotated as putative eggshell protein. The transcript is spliced from 5 exons. NCBI's taxonomy places the organism in Eukaryota, Metazoa, Arthropoda, Thecostraca, Pollicipedomorpha, Pollicipedidae. Bases 1 to 690 code for a protein of 229 amino acids. The record is from RefSeq and is a predicted model, not a curated record.